AUGAUCCUGACUGUGUUACAGGUGCGGGUGACGGUGUUGGACAAGAACGACUCCCCGCCACAGUUCGGGGAGGCGCCGCUGAGGUUCACGGUGUCCGAAGACAUGCUGGCCGACCGCUGGAUAGCCACCCUCCGCGCCACGGAUCCGGACACCCUGGGCACCAUCACCUACUCCCUGGUGGGCGGCGACGACAACAAGUUUACCCUGGACGCUGCCACGGGGCACCUUAGUCUACAGGAUACCCUGGACCGGGAGACUAAGAGCGAGUACCAGUUGACGGUGCGAGCCGACGACGGAGAACAGCAUACGGAUACUACCAUCUAUAUUGAGGUGACGGAUACCAACGACAAUCCUCCGGUGUUCCACGAGCCCGCGUACUCCUUCGACAUCCCCGAGGACGCCGACAGGGGCUCUCAGGUGGGGCAGGUGUCGGCGUGGGACGCGGACGAGGGGACCAACGGGCAGGUGUCCUACACCGUCAUCUCUCACUGGGGUAACGACGUCUUCUCCCUCAACCCUCAGACGGGCGUCUUCACCCUCACCUCAAGACUCGACUACGAGCAGGUGCAGCACUACAUCCUGGUGGUGCAGGCGCAGGACACAGGCCGACCUGCCCUCUCCUCCACCGUCACCGUCUACUUCAACGUGCAGGACCUCAACGACAACGCCCCGAUCUUCGACCCGAUGAGUUACUCAGACGAAGUCUUCGAAAACAUCACCGUCGGCUCCUCUGUCCUGGCCGUCUCCGCCACCGACCAAGAUUCCGGGAUGAACGGGCGGCUGGAGUACACCAUCGCUGGCGGCGACGACAAGGGACAGUUCAGCAUCAGUGAGAACGGCACCGUCUACACCUCGGCCCCGCUCGACCGCGAGGACCAGAGCUUCUACAACCUGGUUGUUCGCGCCUCUGACAUGGCCGCCUCCCCGCGAGCGCGUCUCUCAUCUACCGUCCAGGUAACGAUCAUCUUGAGAGACGUGAACGACAUGGCGCCGGAGUUCGUGACGCCUAACGAGACGGUGGUGGAGGAGAACACUCCGGUCAACACCGUGGUGAUGGCGGUCAAGGCCGUCGACCGCGACGAGGGACGCAACUCCUACAUCGAGUAUUCCCUCGCUCCGGUACCUGGCAACCGGUUUGCCCUCGGCCCAGUUGACGGCCUUCUGAGGAUCGCUGCGCCGCUGGACCGCGAGGAGCGGGCCAAUUACUCGCUGGUGGUGACCGCGAGAGAUCGCGGUAACCCGCCAAACGCCCACACUCUCACUAUCAGCCUCCGCAUCGCUGACGAGAACGACAACUCUCCAAUCUUCGACCCCAAGCAGUACUCGGCCAGCGUGCCGGAAAACGCCUCCAUCGGCCUGUCGGUGCUGCAGGUGUCGGCCACCGACGCCGACGAGAGCCUCAACGGUCGGGUGCGCUACACCAUCGUCGCCGGGGACAAGAACCGCGACUUCUCCAUCAGCGAGGACACGGGCGUGAUCCGCGUGGCCAAGAACCUCAACUACGAGCGUCGGAACCACUACCUGCUGACGGUGCAGGCCGAGGACUCCGGCGCCGACGUCCGCUACGACUCGGCCACCGUCACCAUCUCCAUCAUGGACAUCAACGACAACGCGCCCGUGUUCUUGGACUCGCCGUACCUGGUCUACGUCAUGGAGAACAUGCGCGCGCUCCCGGCGCCCAUCGCAACUGUCACCGCCUUCGACGCCGACAACCCGCCCUACAACCGCGUCAAUUACCUGGUCAAGGAAGGUGACAAGUCUGUCUUCUCCGUCAACGCCACCUCCGGGCAGAUCAACCUCCUGAGGGCCCUCGACCGCGAGGAACGGGACUACUACACACUCACAGUCGUCGCCAUGGAUACCGGCACGCCCAGACUGACGGGCACGGGCACCAUCUCCGUGCUGGUGCAGGACGAGAACGACCACGCGCCGAGGUUCGACAAGGAGCAGUACGAGGCCGUGGUGAGCGAGUCCGUGGCGCCCGACACGCAGGUCAUUGUGGUGGUGGCCACCGACAGCGACGCCGGCACCAACGCUAAGAUCAGGUACUCCCUGGUAGAGGGCGGUGCUGGGGUCUUCAUGGUGGAGGAAUGGACCGGGAUCAUCCGGUCCAUCGCGCGGCUGGACCGGGAGUCUGUGUCCCGGUACACCCUGGUCCUGGAGGCUCGAGACUCCUCCCUCACAGAGCCGCGCUCUGCCACCACCCAGGUGACGGUGACGGUCAGGGACGAGAACGACAACGCUCCCACCUUCUCCCAGAGCCUCUACGUCAUCCACGUGCCGGACCCCGUGGUGCCAGGGAAUUUUGUGUUUGGGGGCGAAGCCCGCGACCCUGACGAAGGCGUCAACGGCCGGGUCACCUACUACCUCUCCGGCAACGAUGCUGACAAGUUCUACAUGAACCAGGAAACGGGAGUCAUCAAGGCUUCGACGCCCCUCGCCGGGGAAGGGGAGUACCAGCUGGAGGUCCUGGCCACAGACUCCGGAGAGACUCCUCUCUCCACCAUCGCCAAGCUCCAAGUCCACCUCCGGCCUAACAACCUCUUCCCUGUCUUUGAGCCUCUCGAGAAAACCUUCAGCUUCAGCGAGGCUGCGAGGGGAGACCUAGUCACUAGCCUCACAGCCACGUCUCCCAAGGCCGGGCCCACAGGAAAUGUACGCUUUAGCAUCGCAGGUGGCAACGUGGGGCAGGCUUUUGUAGUGGACGAAAAGACCGGGGAACUUCGGAUCUCUCAGUAUGGUCUGGACUAUGAGACCGCACCUCGCUACGAGGUGUGGGUCGCGGCGCAGGACUCCGACGACCCUCCGUUAACCUCCGUCAUCCAACUCGUGGUUAAUGUCACGGAUUUCAACGAUAAUGCUCCCGUAUUCUCCCAGGCUAUAUACAACGCCAGCAUACUAGAGGCACAGUAUCCACCUCAGUUAGUGGCAACCGUCAGCGCCACUGACCGAGACUCUGGAACUAAUGCACAGGUUAUAUAUCAGCUCCGGCGAGACUCGCCAGCUGCAGAAGCCUUCACUCUGGAUGCUGAAACUGGGCAGAUCUAUACCAAGAUCCAGCUGGACCGCGAGCAAGUAGAGGUGUACACUCUAACAGUGGAAGCAGUGGAUAAGGGCACACCGGCGCAGACUGGAACAGCGAUGGUCGUAGUUACAGUUCAGGACAAAAAUGAUAAUCCACCACGUUUCACAAGACUGUUUAGUGUGAAUGUCACAGAGAAUGCUGAAGUGGGGACGUUCGUUAUUCAAGUAACAUCUAGCGAUCGAGAUAUCGGGGAAAAUGCUAAUGCCACCUACAGUUUCACUGAAAAUCCUGGCGGCAAAUUCCAUAUUGAUUCUGUGAGUGGGAAUGUGACUGUGGCAAGAGCCAUCGAUCGUGAGUUAAACGACGAAUACCUCCUGAAGGUGUCGGCUGUUGAUGGGUCGUGGCGAGCCGAGACCCCGCUCACAAUCACCGUUCAGGACGAAAACGACAACGCCCCAGAGUUCGAGCAGAGUUACUAUGUCUUUAAUUUUCCAGAGCUACAACGUAGUGUUGCCUUCGUUGGUCAGGUAACAGCCACAGACAGAGACAAACAGGGGCCCAACAGUGUUAUAACAUAUUCACUCAAAUUUCCAUCGGAUUUCUUUAGUGUUGAUCCAGCAAGUGGUGAAAUCUUAUCGAAGCAGGCGCUCCAGUACAAGCACACACUGAAGGGUCCUUCCCCUGAGAACACAUACAACCUGGCAGUGGUAGCCACGGACAAUGGCAAGCCUCCAAUGUCAUCAGAGAGCUCAGUGGUGAUCAACGUUGUCGACGCCAAUAAUAACCCGCCCAGGUUCUCACAAGACCGCUAUUUCACACCAGUCCCAGAGAGCUCUACUAUAGGCCAGUCAAUUAUCCAAUUAAAAGCCAUUGAUGAUCGAGACUUUGGCAUUAAUGCAGAAAUUGAAUAUCAGAAGGUGGGAGGGAAUGGAACAGAGUACUUUGUACUGGAGCAGAAGACUGGCUGGAUCACAGUAGCUCGACAGUUGACGGGACGAAUUGAUACACAGUUUGUAUUGCUAGUCCGGGCCCUGGACCGCGGAGUCCCUCCAUUACAGGACGAAGUGCUGGUGACCCUGGUGGUCACUGGGGAGAACAAACAUGCCCCUGAGUUCACAGCCCUCAGCUACCAGGUCAUAGUGCCUGAGAAUGAGCCCUUGGGGUCGGAUAUUGGAACCCUCAUUGCUAAGGAUAGCGACAAAGGACCGAAUGGAUUUGUUCGAUAUUCAAUCACGAGUGGUAAUGAGGCUGGUAAAUUUGCCAUUAACGAGAGAACUGGAGAUGUGACCAUCAUGCAUCCUCUAGAUUACGAUGCUGUUCAAGAGUAUAGGCUGAACAUCACUGCCCAUGACUUGGCAUUCAUACCCCUUCAAUCCACAGCAAUCCUCACCGUCAUCCUUAUUGACAUCAAUGACAAUCCACCCAGAUUCAGUGAACAGCAGUAUGAUGCUUACAUUGCAGAAAAUGCCAAUGCUGGGACGACAGUGUUUAAAUUAAAUGCAACGGAUAUAGAUUCAGCGCGUAAUGCCGUCAUCCAGUACAGUCUGGUGGGGGGUGAUGGCAAGGAGUUCUUCGCUGUGGAUCCAGACACAGGUGUGGUGACCUCUAAGAGAGUGUUUGAUUAUGAAGAGAAAAGUCGCUAUGUUUUGAACAUUAGAGGUGCCAACAACCCUGACUCUUCACAGUGGGGCUCAACAACUGUUGUGGUUCAUGUAACAGGACGCAACGAGUUCUUCCCUCGCUUCAUCCAGUCAGUUUUUCAGUUUACUGUGUCAGAAUCUGCACAGAUUGGCACUUCUGUGGGUGCCAUCCAAGCCACAGAUGAGGACAAGGGAGAAGAUGGUAUGGUGUACUACCUGCUUGUUGGUGCUAGCAACGAUCGAGGGUUCUUGAUCCAGCCCACAACUGGGGUCAUAACUGUGGCCCGAAGCCUUGACCGGGAAAGUCAGAACAGAGUCGUAUUAACAGUUAUGGCUAAGAAUGUGGGUAGCAUCCGUGGCAACGACACAGAUGAAGCACAGAUAACCAUCUCCAUUCAAGACGGUAACGAUCCUCCGGUGUUCUCUCAACCAUUAUAUGAAACGAGAUUAUCUGAAGGUGCUCUUGUGGGCACCGUAGUCCUGACAGUGGCUGCCGUGGACUCUGAUGUUCAGCCUCAGAACAAUCAGUUCACGUACUCAAUCAUUGGAGGCAACUUGGGUCAGGUGUUCAAGGUAGACCCACAGAGUGGUGUCAUAGAGACCACGGCUCAGUUAGACCGUGAAACAAUUCAGGUAUACAACUUAACAGUCGGUGCAAUUGAUAAUGGUACUCCACCUCAGACUGGCACCACCCUCGUCCGGGUUAUACUGGAUGACGUUAAUGACAAUGGCCCACAGUUUGACCCUCCGGAUAUAGUUGGUUAUGUGGCUGAAAACGAGCCGGCAAUGACAUCUGUGAUGACCCUCAGUGCCACUGACCCCGAUCUGGCACCCAACACACAGCCUUUCAUCUACUACAUCGCUGGAGGCGAGCAUCGUGAGUUCUUCACGGUCGACCAGGCCACAGGAGAGGUCAAGACCACACGCAGUAUUGAUCGGGAGACAACUCCUGAGUUGACCUUCCGCAUCGAGGUAGAAGAUAGCGGCAAGCCAAAGAUGAAAUCAGAAUACCCUGUGUCGAUCAUCGUCUUGGAUAAGAACGACUCUCCUUCAACGCCUAGAACAGUGACGGUGAAGGUGCAAACAUUCCAGGGAGUCUUCCCAGGAGGUAAGGUGGCUGAUGUCCACCCCAAUGAUGCAGAUACAGCUGGUCAAUACUCAUGCCAGAUCCUCACUCAAGAUGCUGCCAUCUUUUCCAUCCCCAAUGCGUGCAAUCUACACGCCGCUAGAGUCCCUCGAGACCGGACCUACACUCUCAGCGUCUCUGGAAACGAUGGCAAACACCCAGACGUUACCUCAAAAGUCACCCUCGAGUUUGAAUCUUUUGAUAAUGCCACCUUGGACAACAGUCUUACUCUGCGACUGCUCAACGUCACAGCAGAGAGGUUUCUUCGCCUGUAUUACAAGCCUUUUAUAGAUACUUUGUUACCUAUUUUUGCAGGUGGCCAAGUACGCAUAUAUUCCAUGCUUGACGUAGACUCUCACACUGAUCUUACUCUAACAGUAGCUGGAUCAGGUAUAAAUUCUUUCCUCCGUCCAGCUGAGGUAACUCGUAAGCUUGCAGCUGAGGAGCCAAGCCUUACCCAAUCUCUUCAGGGCCUGCAGCUCAUUGUAGACUACAAUCCUUGCAGCGAUAUGCCAUGUAAGAAUGGUGGAGAAUGCUCACACGGCAUCCAUGCAUAUGGCGACACUGAAAUUACUGACUCUCCCAGUUUCAUUUUUACCUCACCUCUUAUCCGUCAUGAUGUGUCAUGCAGAUGUCACCAGGGCUUCACGGGGCCAAAGUGUGAGCUGCGUCAGGACCCCUGUUCACCCAACCCAUGCCAGUUUGGUGGCACCUGUGCCAGGAAGGGAUUCCACUUUAUGUGCACUUGCCCUCCCACUCGACAAGGGCCACAAUGUGAAUUCGACAAAACUAAUGCGUGUGAUGACAACCCGUGUCGCAACGGUGGGUCCUGUCAGACUACACUUGAAGGAGGAUUCUUCUGUCUGUGUCGACCUGGCUACCGUGGCAACCAGUGUGAGCUGGCAAGCGAGUCUUGUCGUCCUAAUCCUUGUCUCAAUGGUGGCACCUGCGUCUCCCUCAAACCCGGCUAUCGUUGCUCAUGUAAGAUCAACUUCUAUGGGACUCACUGUGAGAAAUCCACAUUUAGUUUCAGUGAGCUCUCGUACAUGACCUUCCCGACCUUAGAUUCCACCACUAACGAUAUUUCCAUCAUCUUUUCCACCAACAAACCAGACGCACUUCUCGUUUACAAUUACGGCUUGCAGACAGGUGGUCGCUCAGACUUCGUAGCCAUAGAACUAAAAGGCGGGCAGCCACGCUUUAGCUUCGGUGGUGCGCGGACGGCCAUCUCCAGGAUUCAGGUGGGACAUGACGUGGCCGACGGGAAAUGGUAUAAGCUGACAGCAACGCGAAAUGGUCGCGUCAUCUCCCUGAGCGUGGCCACGUGCACCCAUAAUGGCGAGACCUGCGGAGAGUGUCACCCUGGGGACUCCUCCUGUUACAAUGACGACACCGGACCCACCGGGACGCUGAAUUUUAACAACGAGCCGAUGUACCUCGGAGGCGUGAUGACAGUGGACCCCCUGCAGGAGCGACCGGGCCAGGUGCUGGCAGACGACUUCAUCGGGUGCAUCCAGACCGUCUCCAUCAACGGCAGACCGCUCAACCUCUCUGGUCCCAUCCAGGCCCGGGGUAUAUCAGAUACUUGUGAGCGCGUGGCAGAUGUGUGUGUGGGGAGCCCGUGCGGGGAGGGCGCCACCUGCCUCGACCGUUGGUCCACACACAUGUGCCGCUGUGCCAACGGUCUGGUGGCCCCAGACUGUGAGGCUUCUCUGCGCCCUGCAUCAUUCACCCGCGGCUCCUACGUCGAGUUCCUCAUCACGGAGCAGCACCGGCGGCGCCAGCUGCUGCCACGGCUCUAUCAGCAACAUUCCAGGUGGUCGCGGGAGGCCAAUAUCUACCACGGCCGCGCUCGGCUCCCAAGACAGCUUCCCCCACCUCCACCAAAGAGUCUCUCUUUCAGUUUCCGGACCCGCAUGGAGAAUGGCCUCUUGCUACACUCUGCCACCAACAAUGACUACACGCUGGUCGAAAUCCGAAGUGGCUUCCUGCAGUACACUUCCAAACUGGGCGCCAACCAGCCCAUCAACAUGACCAUAUCAGAUAUGUCUGUGAACGAUGGAGAAUGGCAUAACCUGACGCUCCUCGCGGCGCACUCAGCACUCAGACUCAUACUAGACGGGAGCAUCGUUGGGGAUGAGCUCGACCUGCCCUUCAUCCACGACUUCCUGGACGCCUACCUCACUUCCCUCACACUGGGCGCUGCGCCACGCUUCUCUGGUCACUUGUCCUACACACUCACGGGUUUCGUGGGGUGUAUGUCGACGUUCAGUGUGGAUGGUGAGGUUCAACCGCUCAACGCAACCGGUUCGCUGUUGGACGCUGUCGCGCGCGGGGUGUCGCUGGUGUCCGAGUGCACAGCUGCUGACCUGGGCACCGCCACCGCCACUGACCCUCUCUCAAUUGGCAUCACGCUCGUCAUUGUGUUCUUCGUGCUGCUGCUGGUGGCCAUUCUCGUCUCGUUCAUCGUGUACCGGGUCAGGCGCCAGCGACGGGAGAAAGGUGGAGUGCACGUCAAGCAGAAUGGCUCUGCUCUUCUCGCUAACACUUCGUCCGAUUCUGGGAGGUCGCCGCAGGAUUCAGGCUACGUGGAAAUGCACGCAUCUUCACAGUCAACAAAGAAAAAGAAACAUGACAGCAGUCUGGGCCUGACACCUGAAGAGAUUGAGCGCCUCAACACGAGGCCAAGAAACUCAUCUCUGGUAUCAACGCUGGAUGCUGUGUCUUCUUCCAGCGAAGACAAUCAGCGUAAAGACAAACUGCAUAGAAGAAGCAGCCCAACGCCCGUUGCCGAGGGCGACUGUGUUCGGACAGUUGCCGAGGGCGACUGUGUUCGGACAGUUGCCGAGGGCGACUGUGUUCGGACAGUUGCCGAGGGCGACUGUGUUCGGACAGUUGGCGAGGGCGACUGUGUUCGGACAGUUGCCGAGGGCGACUGUGUUCGGACAGUUGCCGAGGGCGACUGUGUUCGGACAGUUGCCGAGGGCGACUGUGUUCGGACAGUUGCCGAGGGCGACUGUGUUCGGACAGUUGCCGAGGGCGACUGUGUUCGGACAGUUGCCGAGGGCGACUGUGUUCGGACAGUUGCCGAGGGCGACUGUGUUCGGACAGUUGCCGAGGGCGACUGUGUUCGGACAGUUGCCGAGGGUGACUGUGUUCGGACAGUUGCCGAGGGCGACUGUGUUCGGACAGUUGGCGAGGGCGACUGUGUUCGGACAGUUGGCGAGGGCGACUGUGUUCGGACAGUUGCCGAGGGCGACUGUGUUCGGACAGUUGCCGAGGGCGACUGUGUUCGGACAGUUGCCGAGGGCGACUGUGUUCGGACAGUUGGCGAGGGCGACUGUGUUCGGACAGUUGGCGAGGGCGACUGUGUUCGGACAGUUGGCGAGGGCGACUGUGUUCGGACAGUUGCCGAGGACGUUGUGUAA
Messenger RNA from Procambarus clarkii (red swamp crayfish), 9219 nucleotides. Lineage: Eukaryota; Metazoa; Arthropoda; Malacostraca; Decapoda; Cambaridae. The record is from RefSeq and is a predicted model, not a curated record.